GUCCGUUGGUUUAUCGCCUUGUCGCAACUCCCGCCGGUGGCUGUCGUCCUUUGUCUUUCCUAAUAUCUCUUCUUUUCUUUUUUUCGCUCCCUUAUCUACUUCCUUCUCCUUCUCGCUCGUUUCCUUCCUAAUUUCCUUGCUCAUUCCACUCUUUCCUGGCUGCGUCGCUGGUACGAGUGGCUAUUAUGUCGGUCACACCCGUCGCAACUUGAGUUGGUUGAUAACAUCUUUUUUUCCGACGUCUUGUGGCCACAUCCUUAUCUAUUCACUCGGUCACCCUACAAAUCCCCUCACCCCACGAAAUGUUGGACGAUGAGGCUACAGUCGGGAAUGGUCCCGCUGAUGGACUUCGAAAUGCAUCGCGAAGGCGUGGUUUAAGAGGGAAACGGGACCCGGGGUUUCAUGGCCAAGCCAGUUGGCUCAGCUGUGUGAUAAACCUGGUCAAUACGAUCAUCGGUGCCGGUGUCCUGGCUAUGCCUCUUGCCAUGUCUCAUAUGGGGAUCGUUCUCGGUGUCAUCGUCAUUUUAUGGUCUGGAACGACAGCUGGUUUCGGCCUCUACCUUCAGUCACGAUGUGCGCAGUACUUGGAUAGGGGAACGGCGUCAUUCUUCGCUUUGUCCCAACUUACAUACCCCAAUGCCGCCGUGAUUUUCGAUGCCGCCAUUGCGAUCAAAUGUUUUGGAGUUGGAGUCAGUUACCUUAUCAUCAUUGGAGACCUAAUGCCAGGAGUUGUUCAGGGCUUUGUUGGUGGUACUCCGGACUACGACUUUUUGGUGGAUCGGCAUUUCUGGGUAACAGCUUUCAUGUUGGUUGUUAUUCCGCUCUCGUACCUCCGCCGCUUAGAUUCCCUGAAAUACACGAGCAUCGCAGCCUUGGUUUCCAUGGCCUACUUGGUGGUUUUGGUUCUCUAUCAUUUCGUGAUUGGUGAUACGAUGGCAGAUCGAGGUCCGGUUCGCGUGAUACAUUGGGCCGGUCCCAUUCCGAUGCUUAGCAGUCUUCCCGUGAUCGUAUUCGCAUUCACGUGCCACCAAAAUAUGUUCUCGAUAUUGAACGAGAUUGGAAAUAACAGCCACUUUAGAACGACUGGCGUUGUUCUUGCUAGUAUUGGAAGUUCUGCAGCAACAUAUAUUCUCGUCGCCAUUACGGGGUAUCUUUCUUUUGGAGACAAGAUUGGAGGAAACAUCGUGGGCAUGUACACCCCUGGACUCUGGGCAACGAUUGGCCGUGCCGCCAUCGUUAUGCUUGUCAUGUUCUCGUACCCUCUUCAAUGUCACCCGUGCCGCGCCUCAGUUGAUGCGGUUCUGCGGUGGAAACCCAAGGCUUCGACCACCAACGACAAUUCACCUCAUCGCCACCCUCUGCUAGGACCACGAGGAAACCGAACACCAGAGCCCAUGAGUGAUCUUCGGUUCUCGGUUAUUACGACAACGAUCCUAGUACUGAGCUACAUUGUCGCCAUGACCGUUUCCUCUCUCGAAGCGGUGCUUGCCUAUGUGGGAAGCACAGGCAGCACCAGCAUCAGUUUCAUUCUCCCAGGAUUGUUCUAUUACAAAAUCUCUUCCCCUGACUCACCUGCCCACCAACGGCUGAUGAAGGAAGACGACGAGGCGGCUGGAGGCAUGUUAUCCGACGAUGAUGACAACGACGACAUGGACGACAAUCAGACCCGUGCACUUACCGAAAGCGGUAUCCUUCGUCGUGGGACUCGUCAUUGGCGCAAGGCUAUACUGCGGAAGUUAAGCUUAGCGCUCGCAAUAUACGGAGUCAUUGUCAUGGUUGUCUGUCUCAUCACCAAUUCGCUCUUCAUCGCCUCACACUAGAACUUCUUCCAGCUUAGAUUGAUAUACCCGCUUCCCAGUACCUCGGGGUAUUUCAUUUUCUUUCUUCUAGACAAGUGGACUUCUUAUUCAUGUUACCUAAACAAAACCUUUACCUUCCUUCUCAGGCCCUCAUUACUCUCCUAUCAUGUUUCUUUUCUUUUGGUUUUUCCCCGUUGGUUUAGAGAACAAGCUUAAUAUGCUAAACUUUUAAAUCAAUUACUACUAUACCAUUGACGGGCGUUGGGGGGAUAUGUCUGGGUUCGUCAUCGGAAUUUCGGUCUCUUAUCUAGGAUACGUCACAUAUUUCUUUCAGCCACUUCUUUUCCUUCUCGUUUUCUAUACUGUUUUUGUUGUGUUCAUAUUAUACAUAUAAGAAUUUAUUGUUAUCAAUUUUCAAGUGUUACCUGCCUCUUCUGUACAUGAUCGACGAUAUCGUUUCAUUAACGAGCAAUGCAACUGACUUCAUGAUACGGCAAUAUGAUCUGUGGUAUACAAUUUCGUUAACAUACUUAGAAUGUUAUUUCUUAUGACUUGUA
Molecule: messenger RNA, 2356 nt
Organism: Aspergillus alliaceus
Lineage: Eukaryota; Fungi; Ascomycota; Eurotiomycetes; Eurotiales; Aspergillaceae
Product: putative amino acid transporter
Exons: 5
Coding region: 303-1820 (505 amino acids)
Biological process (GO): amino acid transmembrane transport
Cellular component (GO): fungal-type vacuole membrane
Molecular function (GO): L-arginine transmembrane transporter activity; L-histidine transmembrane transporter activity; L-lysine transmembrane transporter activity
Source: RefSeq, a predicted model, not a curated record